Molecule: messenger RNA, 2444 nt
Organism: Paraphaeosphaeria sporulosa
Lineage: Eukaryota; Fungi; Ascomycota; Dothideomycetes; Pleosporales; Didymosphaeriaceae
Exons: 2
Coding region: 91-2283 (730 amino acids)
Source: RefSeq, a predicted model, not a curated record
CGGCCGACGCGACGGCGCGCGCGCAGCACCUCGCGCAAUUGGGAUGUUGGCGGCGAGGCUCGCGCAGCUCUGGCACGGCCCGCACGAAGCAUGGACGAUGACGACUUCGACUUCUCCGACGCAGACCUCGACCACCUGCCCGCCAACACGCUGCAGCAGCUCGAGACGACGGCCCUGCGCGCCACCCAGCCGCAGCACCACGCCGUGGUCCCCGCGGACGACUCGGCCUACUACGGCUUCGACGACGGCGACGAGGACCAGGUCGUCAAUCUCGACGACGACAGAGGCGCACCCCGCUUUCCCAACACCCAUGCCGAGGCCUACCAGCCUACGCAGCCCGACCAUGGCGCCAGCGCGCAGUACGACGGCGCCGUCGACGUCGACGAGCUGCCGCGGCAGUCCCAGGUCGACGUGGGGAAGCUCCUCGAGCGCAUCAAGAAGCUGGAGCAAGAAAAACGGCGCCUGAACCAGAACCUCGACGCAGCAUCCGCCGACGUCAUCCACAAGACGGGCGAGGUCGACAACCUGCGCCGCCGCACCGAGCAUGCCACCCGCCAGGCCGAGCAGCGCCUCGCCCAGCAGCAGCAAGAGCACAGAGACGCAGCAGGCAAGAUCGCGGCCGAGAGAGACGCUCUGUUGCGCCAACUCGAGCAGGCCAAGACGAACAGCGCUUUCGACGAGCACAGUCGUGUCGACGAGCACAUGCGCAGGCCGCGGCGCGUCGUGCCAUCCCGUCCCAAGCCCGCUGCGCCCGUUGCACUCAGCCCGGCAGGCACUCCCAGCAAGCGUCAAAAGAACCUUCCCCUCGGCGAUGGCUUUGACGACGACGAUGUGGUCAUGGUGUCGCCCAGCAAGAGGCGGGACAAGCCCAAGGCCGCGACUCCCAAGCAGGCGAGCAAGAGGAAGCGCCAAAUCACCAAUGAUAGCCCCGUCCCCAUACUGGAGCUGAGUGAGCCGAGGACGCAGCCCAAAGCACCUGACCCAUCCUCCAUCAACGAAGCCCAACUUGACAUCAACCUGCUACGCAACUUGUGGAGGCAUGAUCAGCGGUACGCUCUGCUCCAUCGUCUUCUGUCGCACCGCUGCUCCAAGGGCGAUGACCGCAUACUGGAGGCACUCACGCAGCACGCAUAUCCUUCUGAUCCCAUGAAGAAGCUCUCGUCUGUUGUAUACGACUCCUUCUCUGCUUCCGCCCCGUCUCACAACGCCCGCGAACUUGCGAUCCGACUUUGCGGUAUCUUCAACAAAUUAUGGAUGCAAUGUUUGCGUGAGAGCUACUAUGCUCCAAUAUACCUCAUUCUCGAUGCUUUGCAAUUUGUGCUAGCGUGCGAGCCGGCAAAGACAGCCGUCGCAGUCAUGCAAGACAUCAUUCCGUUGAUCGUCGAGUCUGUCAAACUCGUGGCCAUCCCUAUUUACGAAGCUCGCAACCGAAACGAGAAGAAGACCGCCUUCCUGUUCUCGUCCGCAUACCAGAAUACCGUGGACGAAAUCAAUGUUCAGAGCUGCCUGGACCUACUCUAUUUGCUGGCCACUUGCUGCUUGUCCUGUCCUUCGCCGGAACCGCUGGCACAAUUUUGGCGCGACAUGCCCAUCGAUUGGGUCCUCCUGAUGCUCCAAAAAGAGCAACCCAUCCCACACAUGCUCAUCCUUCUCCGCACUCUUUCCACGUCCGCGCUUCCUGCUUCUCUCGGUCCCAUCAUCGCCUCCGAACCCGAAACGCAAAGAGGCGGCGAAAGCAACCUCCUCGCACGCCUCACCAACCUCUUUUCUGAGUCCAUCGAGCCCAUACCGAAUCCCAAAUCAGCCGAGCCCGCGCAACCAGUCCAAGAAUCUCAGAUUUGGAUCGUCCGGCUCAAGAUCCUGGAUGUGUUGACACAAUUCUCCAUUCCCGAAUACGGCUCUGCAGUUCUCAUCAGCCACGGCCUCUGCAUAGGCCGCCUGAUCAAGUAUCUCAACCACGCCGUGUCCGCGCUGUACGCGCGUCCUCUGUCACCCACCCAGCCGGAAAAGAUCGCCACCGUGAACACGACGAUGAAGCUGCUCAACCACUUGACGACGUGCAACCCAGGCUUCAAUAUCAAGAGCAAACUCAAUGAGACGUUGGGUGGCCUUCACGCGUACUAUGUUAGUCUUACGCGGCUCGCGUUUUCGGAAGGACUAGUGCUCGAGGCAGGGAUCGAGCAGGAGGUUAUGGACAUGGCGCAUGAUAUCCUGGACGACGGGCUUAGUCCUGAAGAGGGAGACGCAUUGGCGGAGGUCUUUCCUAGUGGGAAUUCCGCAUGAGAUGGAGCGUGGGUUUUGGCCACAAAAUAAAGAGUGAGGUUGUAUGCAGGCAGAUGCUGGGUUGGCUAACUACUUUCGGGCGUUGCAUGUACUGGAUUGGACAUUUCGGGUGCAUAGGGCGGUGUAUAGCGUUUUGGGGCUGGAUAGAUACCCUGUCGGCC